UUGGAUGUCCCACGAGUGCAGUUGUCUGACUGUGGUCCAAAACUCUCAGUGGCUGGUUAUUACUCAAAACUUGUUGUCUUAGUUCAGCAACCAAGGAGUCAAGUGGAAACAGCACUGGAGCCACCUCAAGAGUAGCAUUAUGAGAGAUUCCUGGUGAGGAGGAAAGACAUGACACGGAGGGCCCUUCUUACCACUAACCAAGAUGACUUGGUAUGACUGCACUGCACAAGUCUGUAGAGUGUUAGGACUGCGCUCACUAACACAGACUUAAAGCAUGCGGGCAGACGUAGCUGUUUGGGAGACAGGAAAGGACACAGGAGCCUAUCAUUUAUUAGUUUGUGACCAACCAGCAGUGAAGUCUUUGAAGAUGAGCAGGAGCAUGCUGCUGUAACACCUGAAAUAAUCGUUCGAGAAGCCCCAAGUGGUAUGAUGGACACAAGAACAAAGUGUUUUGACACAACAUCAUCUUGUGGACUGAACCUAUUAAGUAUUUUCAUUCGGGUUUAACUGCAAUAGAAAGUCCUGGUCUGCUUUGACCAAUAUAAUUAGCUGUGUUAAACGGUUUCAGUGGCCUGGUAUUGAUCAGCCGUUUACCUUUGAAGGUUUGUUCUGCCUGUAUAAAACUUAACUGGCACCCACGUUUGCUGGAAAUUGCUGCCUUCACCUCUGAGCAAAUAGAAUACAGGUUGACGCAAAUAAAUCAAAGCUGGCAUCACUCCAUGGAAAUCCUGUUGUUUCUAAUAGGGGCCUCACCUAAACCGACUGAAGUUUCAUUGGAGAGCGGAGAUAAAAUGCAACUGGAGUCUGAUGUAAGAAACUUGACUGUGCUGAAGCACUGCAGAUUCAUGUGAGUUCCAGCAGGUUCUUCCUAGUGGCCCAAUUGGCUUGGUGUAGCCACAUUCUCUGCUGGCCUCCUUUCAAGUUCCUUCUGUUUCGACAACUCAGACGGAACUGCAGGAGCAUUCAUCAAAAGAUUGGACACCCCCACGGAGAAUCUGGCAAUCUAUGGCUUUAAAGCAAGCUGUCCUGAAGCUGGCUAGACUGGAGCAAACUCUGCAUCAAUGAGGUGACAUGUUCUCCCUGUGAGAGAGUCUGCAGCAAUCCUCGUGGAAAUGCCUCGCCGAGGCUUACUGGUGCAGGCUUGGACACGGCGUCUAUUACUAGGCCUCGCUCUUUUCUUCUGCCUCAUCUCCCUUUUGUAUUUGCUAGAGUGCACGCCUCGGCCGGACAAUGACCCUCUCCUCCUUGGCAUUCCAGGAAAACCGUACGGCAAAGAAUACUAUCAGGCUCUCCUGCAGGAACAGGAAGAGCACUACCAGACCCGGGCAGCGAGUCUCAAGCGGCAAAUCACUCAACUGAAGCAAGAACUCCAGGAAAUGAGUGAGAAGUUGAAAUCCGUGCAGGAGAAGAAGAGUCCAUCUCUAACUGGUGGAGGGGCCCAGAACAGUAAGGAAAACUUUCCCAACGAUCUACUGGAGUUCUUGCACUCACAGAUCGAUAAGGCUGAGGUUAGUGUAGGUGCCAGAGUGCCCAGCGAGUACGCGGUGGUGCCAUUUGAAAGCUUCACCCUGACCAAAGUGUACCAGCUGGAGAUGGGCCUGACCCGGCACCCUGAGGAGAAAGCAGUGAGGAAGGAUCGAAGGGACGACUUUGCUGAAGCCAUUGAGGCUGGAAUAGAAGUGUUGAAUAACCAUGAGGAAGAGGAGGAGGAAGAUAAUGAUGAUGAUGAUGACGACCGAGCACAGAAACACAGCUACACUGAGAAUGACUUUGUAGAAGGCUACUACCGUACAGAAAGAGACAAAGGGACCUUGUAUGAACUAUUCUACAAAAAAGAAUUUCUGGAUGAAUUUCAACAUGUCACACUCUUCCGUCCCUUUGGGCCACUCAUGAAAGUCAAAAGUGAAACAAUCGAUGUCUCGCACCAGAUCAUCAAUAUAAUUGUGCCUCUGUCCGGCCGCACUGAGGCGUUUGCCCAGUUCAUGCAGAAUUUCAGAGAUGUGUGCAUUCGCCAGGAUGGACACGUUUAUCUCACGGUCGUCUACUUUGGCCAUGAAGGGUUAGGUGAAGUGAAGAAGAUCCUGGAAAUGACUGCCAGUGAAACUAAUUUUCACAACUACACUCUGGUUCCUUUGGUUGAUGAAUUUUCUCGUGGACGUGGCCUGGAUAUGGGAGCCCGGGCCUGGGAGAAGGGCGAGGCGCUGAUGUUUUUCUGUGAUGUGGAUAUUUAUAUAUCUCCUGAGUUUCUUAACAGCUGUCGGAUAAACACAGAGCCUGGUAAGAAAGUUUUCUACCCUGUUGUGUUCAGCUUGUACAAUCCAGCUAUUGUCUAUGCCAAUCUGGAUGGCACCCCAUCCAUUGAGCAACAGCUGGUGCACAAGAAAGAUUCUGGGUUCUGGCGAGAUUUUGGAUUUGGGAUGACUUGUCAAUAUCGCUCCGAUUUCCUCACUAUUGGCGGCUUUGACCUGGAUGUGAAAGGGUGGGGAGGGGAGGAUGUCCACCUGUACAGAAAGUAUCUCCACAGUGACCUGAUCGUGGUGCGGACACCUGUCUCCAGCCUCUUCCACCUGUGGCACGAGAAGCAUUGUGCAGACGAGCUGACCCCAGAGCAGUAUCGCAUGUGCAUUCAGUCAAAAGCCAUGAAUGAGGCCUCCCAGGCUCACCUUGGGAUGCUGGUGUUUCGAGAUGAGAUCGAGGCCCAUCUCCGCAAACAAGCCUACAGAACUGACAGCGAAAUUCCUGAUUGAGUCGGAGGUCUUUGCUGUUUGGCCUGUUCAGACUUUCACAUUUGCGGUCUUUGGGUCAGGACCUGUUGUGUUUAAUAACGGGACCGCAGAUGACAAAAUAUUGUAUUACAUUGUGCUGUUGCAGUGCUCAAUUAAUGGCCCAAAAUGCGCUGAGGAGUUUACACAUCUCCAAGGAGUUCAGCGUUGUGUUGCCAUUUGCUCUCACAAUACAAGUGUAUGAGAGAUCCCAGAUACUUAGGAGUUUCUUGAGUGUUGGGGGGAAAGAAUUUGCCACUUCAGGUAUUUCUAUCCUUCAUGUGAAGGGUGUUCACCCUUGUGCUUGCCCUGGUCUGUCGCCUCAAGUGAUGUUCACACUGUUGUUUGAGUGAUGGGAUACACUUGGUUCAGGAAUUUCCAGGGUUUCGGUGUGAACUGACAGAAUAAUGACUAGUUAUGGAACAGUAUUAAUCUUCAGUGAAUAGGACCACACAUGCGCCAUUUCUAUGCUCACUCUUCAUACUGCCACUUUCUUUCUGGCUGCCUGGGGGCCAUUAUGCAAAGCCUGGCAGGUGAAAGGCCAGUCAAGCCCUGGGAGCAUCUCCUAUGUGUAUGUUGAGGCCAACUGAGCUCAUCUGCUUCUAUUAUCGACUCUGGACCAAAAGACAUUGUAUUUGACCCCAAGUGAAGCACAUCAUGCACACUGAUACCAAGAGAGUGCUGCAAUGCUGGGGGUGCUGUUCUUCAUAUGAAAUGUUCAAUCAGUGCUCCGUCCCAUGUUAUUAUUUCCAAGAUGAACAAAGGUCUUCUCCCGUUGUCUUGCCCAAAGUGUCUCUCUCUUUUUCUCUCUCAACCAACACUCGUAAACAGAUUGACUGAUAUCAGUAUUUCGAACACAGAAUCAUUGGCAUUUUUAUCCCACAAGGAGAGAAUACUACUGUCUCAGCAGGAGUUAUUAAGAUCAAGGGAGAAAGAGACCCCACAUUAUUUUUAACUUCAAUAAUUGAACUAAAAUGUGAAUGAAACAGUUAGUCAUAUGUCUCACCACUUCUAAGCUAUUUCAUUGUGUGUAACGUGCUUUGAGAUGUUUCUGAGACAUGAUAAGUUGCUUGUUUGUUUUAAUGGCUGUGUCUUCUACCCUCUGGAGCCCAGUUUAGCUUAGUUAGCUGGAUGUCUGCUUUGCAAUGCAGAGUACUGCAAAUAGAGUGAGUGCACUAACGGGUUCUCCUCAAUCUAUUCCCUUGCCUUGAGCAUGGUGACCCUCAGGUUAAACCAUCACCAGUCGUCUCUCCCUAAUGAGAGAGCAGCCCUUAGGUCUGGUAAAACUAAUGGCAACUUUACAUUUUGUCUUUUACCUUCUGCACAUUUUUCUGUCCUCUUUUAAAGAUUUGGGAAUGUGCUUCUCCCACCCUCCCCCAAACAUACGAUGAGCAUGUAUUUCUACAAUCCUGCAGAAAAAAAAACAUGAUUUUGGCACAAUAAUGGGCAAAACCUAGAGACUUGUGGGAUGGAACCACAAGAGGUAGGAGAUUUGUGGGAUAAAAACAAAGUUGCUGGAAAAGCUCAGCAGGUCUGGCAGCACCUGUGAAGAAAAAGUCAGAGUUAAUGUUUCGGUCCGGUGAUCCUUCCUCUGGAGGGUCACCAGACCCAAAACGUUAACACUGACUGUUUCUUCACAGAUGCUGCCGACUCUGCUGAGCUUUUCCAGGAACUUUGUUUUUGUUCCUGAUUUACAGCAUCUGCAGUUCUUUCGGUUUUCAUUUAGGAGAUUUGUGGUAUUGGAUUCUUAAUUCAAUUUUCAAUUCCUCUAUGUGUAUUUGGUGUGUGUGAGCGUAGUGGGGAGGAGAGGCGAUGGUCUGUGCAACAGAAAAUUGUUCCAGCAGCAGAACUAUCCAAAUCUGCAAUCAUUUUGUCUAAUUUAUUUUGAUUGAUCUUCCAUAUCUAACCGUAAGGAAAACUGCCAACACGAUGGCACUAUAGAUACUCACCUGUAAGAUUCCUCUUCAACAUGAAAUCUCACCUAAAACAAUACAAAAACACUUCUGGCACAUACCUAAAAUCAUGGUUGAGGUGGCAGAGCUUCUAACCAAUGUUACUUCUAAGCUCCGCAGCCACUCUAGGAUUCUUCUGAGGUUCCACAUGUGCCACCCGGUGUGCCAGCACAUUGACUUCCUCUCUCAGAAGUCACUGCUACGCACAGACCUUGGAGGUUUGCACACCGAAAAAAAAUUAUAGGGAGUAUUGCUUCUAGCUAUCGAAAGUCGCAACUUUACUCAGGCUGUGGAGAUGGGAUGUAUUUGUUUGCAGUUAGGCCAGCAUUUAUCACCGUCACUGCCUUGAAGAUGAUGUUUGUGAGCUGCUGCCUCGGGCCUCCACCAUCCUUCAGGUGUAAGUACCCGCAGUUAAAAAGGCAGUUCCAGGAUUUUGACCAGUGGUAGUGAAGGAACGGCGAUAUAAUUCCAAAUCAGGAUGGGGCAACUUGGAUUGGAACUUGCAUGUAAUGGUGCUCCCAUGAGUCUUCUGCCCUUGUGCCUCUAGAUGGUAGGAUGUUGCAGGGCUGGGAAGACCUGUCAAAGGAGCAUUAGUGACGUAUUGCAGUGUACCUUGUCGAUGCUAUGCCCCAUUGCCAUUGUACAUUGCGGUGAUGUGGCGUCUGAAUUUGAAGACGUUCGAUAGGUACUCCUCUAUUGAACUACUUUGUGCUUGAUUUUGUUGAGCUUCUUCAUUGUUUCGGAGCCACGCUCAUCCAUAACUUAUCACUUAGUGGUUUUUCAGACAGCCUAGGUGCAGAAAUGAAUGAUGCUGAUGGUUAGAUCAUUAAAUCAUCUUAACUUUCUCCAAUUUAAAUUGAAUUUGAGGUCCCUUUACCAAUUUUCCAUUUGGAAAGCCACUAGCUAUCGAUAAAUGAACAAACCCUUUCUUGACUGAAUGUCAGGGUCAAGACUGGCAAUGAUUUAUUGACUAUAAGACCAUAGUUUUCAUUACUUGAAUGAUGUUUUGUAAUGGGCAAACAUUGUGGUAUUUAUAGAUAAUUAUUUAGCAACUUGAGCAACAAAUAGUUGUCCGUUAUCUCACAAGAUUAAUCUCAGAAGUUGUAACGGGAGUUGACUUUAUCGAUGAACUUCAACAUAGCUGAAUACUAAAUAAUUGAGAUGCCAUUAUGUGAUUCACUCUGUUGAGUGUAUAGCCAAAACUGGAUAAAUUAUAGCUACGAACAGAGUUAACUAGCAGUCAUGAAUUGAAUUGAAUUGAUCGAAGUUGUAGAAAAAGUUGAAUUAGUUGGAUCAUUGACAAUUAAAUUAUCAUUAAGAGCACUGCCUGAGACUUUGCCAGAAUUAUGAAAGUAUUUUAGGAGUAAACCUUUUGAGUUAACAAAUUAAUAGCAUGAGGCAACCAGACUGUCAAACAGAUCAGAGUCUUAUCUGUGUACGGUUCCAGGAAUCAUACCACUUCAUCCGUCUGAGCAACACAGUUGAGUUGAAUACCUUACAACCACCACCUUCCCUUGUGCUGGAAGUGUUAGGUUCUGUAACAUCAGGUUGAUGAGCCUCUGCUGGACAGAGGUGUUGGCUGCACUCUGAUCUCUGUGUCAGUGUCUGCUUUGCGCACAAACAAUGACAUCUGAGCUGGCUGGUUCAACUCUCAACCUCUGCAAUACCUGACAGUUUGGACCGUUAUGUGACGCACUGAUUACUGCCUGUACCUAAGUAAUUUGACCGUACAAUCUGACUGUUCUAAUUUUUUACGCCCUGCAGAUAUAAUACGCUGUGCUUGUAAAAGCACCUGCCUACCUAGGGCGGCACAGUGGCUCAGUGGUUAGCACUGCUGCCUCACAGCGCCAGGGACCCAGGUUUGAUUCCAGCCUCGGGCGACUGUCUGUGUGGAGUUUGCACAUUCUCCCCGUGUCUGCGUGGGUUUCCUCCGGGUGCUCCAGUUUCCUCCCACACUCCAAAGAUGUGCAGGUUGGGUGGAUUGGCCUUGCUAAAUUGCCCAUAGUGCCCGGGGAUGUUCAGCUUAGGUGGGUUAUAGGGGUAUGGUUCUGGGUUGGAUGCUCCAAGGGUCGGUGUGGACUUGUUGGGCUGAAGGGCCUGUUUCCACACUAUAGGGAAUUCUAUGAUACCUCUUUUAGGUAAAGGACACUCCACAGUUAAGCGACAAGGAGAAUUUUCUAACUAGCAACUGAUAUCAAAGGCAAAGGUAAUCUUUACCAAGUCAGGUUUGCUCUUAUACAUCUUAAAUUCAUAGAAAAUUCCCUUUCCAUUCACCUGAAAGAUCUAGGUGAUGCAUGUAGCAACAGGUUGCAUCACAUAUAGCCCAUAAUUUUGAACAGGAAAAGUUUCUGAAAGAUAUCAGUGUUAAUGAGGUACAGAUGCCUUGGCAUCAAACUACUUUUUACUUCCCUAAGUUUCCAAUCUUCCUUUAACAUUGACCAGAAAAUGUGUUUCAUUGUCACGUGGUUUUAAUUAGAUUCCAUUUCCUAGUAUCUUUUUAACUACUGACGCGAUGGGCUGUCCAUUUUUACUGAACUUCACUUUAGGAAAGUAGUUCACUUUCCCAACACCAUUUAAUAAUAACGGCUGCAGGGAUCAGGCAGAGAUGUGGCUGGUAGAGACAGGCUGGUUCGAUCCUGAUAAUCUGUCACUUUUGUUUGAUUGGGAGGCAAGUGGUGAAAUGAAACACAGAUCUCGGGUGCCACCCAACUGUAUCCUCCAACAGAGGGCUACAUUUCAAGUCUUACACGUGAGUAUAAAUAACAAUUAUCCUUUCAAUGUGAGCUGACAAGCAUUGGGAUAGCCCAAUCAUACUCCUUCCUAACUCCAUCCCAAAGUUACUGAGGCUAUGACCAUUUAUUACAUUUUGGUAUUUCCACAGGAAUUGGUUAUAUAGUCAAUGAGAUAUACAGCACAGAAACUGACCCUUCGGUCCAUUUUGUCCAUGCAGACCAGAUAUCCUAAAUUAAUCUAGUUCCAUUUGCCAGCAUUUGGCCCAUAUCCCUCUAAACGUUUCCUAUUCAUGUACCCAUCCAGAUGCCUUUUAAAUGUUGUAAUCGUACCAGGCUCCACCACUUCCUCUGGCAGCUCAUUCCAUACAUGCACUACCCUUUGCAUGAAAAUGUUGCCCAUUAGGCCCUUUUAAAUCUUUCCCUUCUCACAUUAAACCUGUGCCCUCUACUUUUAGACUCCCCUACCCUGGGGGAAAAAAGACCUUGACUAUUGGCCCUAUCCAUGUCCCUCAUGAUUUUAUAAAUUUCUAUGAGGUCACUCCUCAGCAUCUGACAUUCCAGGAAAAAUAGCCCAGCCUAUUCAACCUCUCCCUAUAGCUCAAUCCCUCCAACCCUGGCAACAUCCUUGUAUAUCUUUUCUGAACGCCUUCAAGUUUCACAACAUCCUUCCUAUAGCAGAUUGCUCAUGUUCAUUUUUAUGUAAAUAAUCUAAUAAUUCAAAUGUGUUUUCAUUGCACCAUUAACAGAAGCAAAUGUGUAGGUUCAGUUAAAUGGAGGUUUGCCUGAAUUACUGAGAGCUCGUUUGCUGUCUCUCAGGUUGGUAUUAUCUCUGUGCCCUGCUUCCAAUGGAAUAUUUGUUCAGUAUUAAAAGCACAGGUGCGGAAAUGUUCAGACAGCCCCUAACUAAUGACCUUGUUUUGGUCCAGUUUGUCUUGGUUGCUUUUGUACAAAUACAACAUUACAUUUGUGGAUUUGUCAUAAAGUAUGUAUGUAAUUUCUUGAGCCAAUCAUGUUCGUGUGGUCAAAUCAUUAACGGACCAAGCUUUUGAGAUUAAUAUCUCAUGGUUUCUUGAAGAGUUAAAGAAAGUAUGACUUUUGGGAGAAUGAAUCAUUGAAUUCAUUCAGUACAGUAUUGCACAAGGCUUGAUUGUUCUCAUGAUUCAGGGGGAGGGUAGCAAUAUUGCCUUUCAGAAGCAACCUGAUUUAAUCUCCCUCCAUUCCCAACUGGUUGGUUUAAUGUUUACCACUAUGUAUUGAGGUUAGAACCAUUCACAGGCUCCAGUUACAGGGUGCUGAUGCAAAGGCUUGGGGAAAGGGUGGGGAGAGUUUAUUCAUAUGAACGAUAUCUAUAAGGUAGAUGAAAUUCCCUGGAGACUCACUGUGCUGCUAGAAUGAGAAUCAUGCAAGUGGAAACAUCUUCUCCCUGGUACUUUUGCCUUGGGGCCUCCUUCAAAGCUUUAUGUAACAACAGUGUCCUGUUUGUACCCACUGUGUCUGAAGAUGAAUUAUGCUCUGAGGUAUGGUUACAUUCUUUCAUAUGCCCCUUACAGUCUCACCCACAUUAACUAGGGAAAGUAAUGUUUAAGAGUGGCUGAGAUUGCCUUCUCAAUAAAUACUGAAGCACUGUGUGCAUUGUGUUGUCUUUUACUUGGUCCUGCAAAAUACUAAAGUACAGAUGGUUUUGGGGUUACUUGAGGGUCAUGUAGUACAACCUGCAAAGAGCAAUGUGACUGACUGGAGGGUCUGUUCAAAGCACCCAGAUUUACCUCCUGAACUUCGGCUGAACACGCAUGAAGAAUUAACCGUUCAACUUUGUUUAGUACAGAUUAGGACCUAGUGCAAUGAAUUGGAGCUUCCAGUGUAUGUUUCUUCCUCAUCUGUUGAUCCCCUUUCUCUGCCCACUUUCUGUCUCUUUUGGCACAGUGGCUUGGUGGUUAGCACUGCUGCCUCACAGCGCCAGGGACCCAGGUUCAAUUCCAUCCUCAGGUGAUUGUCUGUGUGGAGUUUGCACAUUCUC
This is a messenger RNA of Rhincodon typus (whale shark), 9463 nucleotides long. It is a transcript of the gene csgalnact2, whose product is annotated as chondroitin sulfate N-acetylgalactosaminyltransferase 2. Bases 1113 to 2747 code for a protein of 544 amino acids. Gene Ontology annotation, molecular function: glucuronosyl-N-acetylgalactosaminyl-proteoglycan 4-beta-N-acetylgalactosaminyltransferase activity. Lineage: Eukaryota; Metazoa; Chordata; Chondrichthyes; Orectolobiformes; Rhincodontidae. The transcript is spliced from 10 exons. Gene Ontology annotation, cellular component: Golgi cisterna membrane. The record is from RefSeq and is a predicted model, not a curated record.